AUGGCGCUACCUGGGGUGAUGCGCAGGUCGAUCCGGCGAAUUAAGGACCCGUUACAGUCACAAUGGGUCGGCCUAAUUGCGUCGCUAAGAUCGCACAUUGUUGGUCCAACUCUGGGCGAUGUUGGCGUCAGCCGCUCGCAUCGCGAGCCCGUUCAGUCCGCUAUCCUUCACGAUUUCCUGCAGCCGUUCGCGCACCUCGCCCGCCUGGACAAGCCCACCGGCACCUGGCUCCUCGCCUGGCCCUGCUUCUGGUCCAUCGCACUGGCUGCUCCAGCAGGCUCUCUGCCCGACCCAACUCUUCUCUUUCUCUUCGGGUCAGGUGCCGUUUUGCUCAGAGGAGCCGGCUGCACCAUCAACGACCUGUUGGAUCGGGACUUUGACGCCAAGGUGAGCCAGAAGCCAAGGUGGCCCGCACGCGCUCCCACUCCCUGCCCCGGUGCUGUCACCCCCUUGGGUGCUACCUCCUUCCUCAAGCUGCAGUUGCUGCUGGGCCUGGAGAUUCUCCUGCAGCUGAACACGUUCAGGGCACGCUCUCUCAUGUGGCCCCCAUUGUUCUCUCCCAUCGCAUGUGCUCCUCGCCGUCCAUCCUCAUGCAGUCAAGUGCUGGGAGCGGCGUCACUGCCCCUUGUCUUCUCCUACCCCCUUAUGAAGCGCUUCACUUACUGGCCUCAAGCCUACCUCGGUCUUGUCUUCAACUGGGGAGCUCUCCUGGGCUGGGCGGCAGUGCACGGCUCGCUGCACCUGCCAGCUGUGGUGCCGCUGUACAUGGGCGGCAUCUGUUGGACACUAGUGUACGACACUAUCUAUGCGCACCAGGACAAGGCAGAUGACAUCACAGCAGGCGUCAAGUCCACAGCGCUGCUCUUCGCCCAUCGCACCCCUCUCUACCUCUCCCUCUUCAGCGCAGCAGCCAUCGCCAGCCUUGCUGCUGCCGGCUCUGCCGUCAACAUCGGCCCCCCGUUCUAUGCCUCGCUAGCAGUGGCAGCAGCACACAUGGCAUGGCAAAUUGCCUCCACGAAUUACGACAGCCGGGAGGACUGCUACUCCAAGUUUGCUUCCAACUGGACUUUCGGUGCUUUGGUCUUUGCAGGGAUUGUGACUGGCAAGCUCUUCGAUCAGCUAACCACCGACACGUUAGGCUGCGAAAUCAGAGCCAUGGCGGGGUCGUUCGACGAUCCGGAUUUAGCGGUGGAGGACUACAUUCCCAAGGACAAAGAAGACAUGGAGCUGAUGCGCGAGCGGUGGUCCAAGCUGCUGCUGGGAGACGAUCCCUCAGGAGGGGCCAAGGGCUGCGGCCCUGCGCUUGCCAUGGCCAAUGCCAUCACCAGCACCUCAGCAUCCAUCUUUGGGGACGGGCUGCGGUUGCGGCCGCUGCCAGAGGAGGAGGAGCGCAAGUGGCGGAGGGAGAUGGGCAUCAUGGUGUCGGUGUGUCGGCACAUUGUGGAGCUAGCACCCGCCUGGACCACUCGCCCCGAUGGCAGCAGAUUCGAGGUGAUGCGUCGGAGUGUCCGAGCUGACCUUCGGAUUCAGCUGCCGGCACUCAGCCAGCUCGAUACCAUGCUGCUGACCAUCCUGCAGCACAGCCAAUCAGAUGAGUACUACUACGAGGACGAGCUGCCAGGUGGCGACCUAACACAGGAGGACGGCGAGGAGGACGAGGAGGGGGACGACGAAGAGGAGGUGGAGGAGACAUUGCGUGGCGAUGAUGAUGACGAGGAUGAUAGGGAGAGCUUCGGAGCCGGCAGCACGGGCGGCAGCAGCAGUGGCAUGGGCGGCAUGGGCGGCAUGGGGGGCAUGGGCGGCAUGGGAGGGUCGGCAGGGGAUUUGUACGGCGCACCGGAUCGACUAAUCAGGCGCAGCGCCACGGCCCCUUCGGAGCGGCCUGCCACUCAUGCCGGGCCGUAUGGGAUGGGAGGGAUGAGCGGGCGGUUGGGAGGAGCGGGUGGGGAUGGUGGGGAGAGGGGAGGUGGGGGGCGACGGGGAGUGAGCCACGGAUCUGCACAUAGUUCGACGCACGGGUCGGGGCAAGGUUCGUCGGUGCACGGGUCGUCCACGCGAGGGUCUUCAGCAGACGAGGAGGAGGAUUUUGGUGAUGAUGAGGGGCAGUACAGCCAAGGAGGGGAGUUUGAACACAGACGCACGUUGCACACAGCGAACACAAGAGACUCAGGAGAUGCGGGAGAGAGGGGCUCAGGAGACGGAGGGGACAGGGGCUCAGGGCACUACAGACGGCUCUCCUCCCCUGGGUUGGAGGCAGAGAGGCGUGGGAGUAAUGCGGGCAGCAAGGAGGGGUCGAGUCCGAACCCCGGGUCAUCAUCCUGGGGUUUUCAUCAGCGGUCCAGCAGCACAGCUGCUCCUGCCUCUUCCUCAGGUGUUCCGUCAGGUGCUUCUCCAGGGUCGGGGGGCAAGCGGCGGGUGUCGUCGCGCUCCUCCAGCUUCAGCUACGACUUUUCGGCGCUUCUAGGGGGUGGAAGGAGCCGCGGCGGCGGAUCUGUUGCUGCUGCUGGCGCAGCAGGGGCAGCGCCGGGGGCAGGGUCAGGGGCAGGGGGGGGCAUUCCUCCUGGCGGCGGUGGCAUCAUGCGGGGAUUAAAACGAAGCGUGACUGAUGUGAGGGACAAGAGGUUCAUCCCAGAGGGCAUGGGCGGCGGAGCCAUGGGGGGAAUGGGAGGAGGAAUGGGGGGAAUGGGAGGAGCAGGAGGGGGAGGAGGAGAGGGGGCGGGAGGGGGCCGGCAGGUGUGGCGUUGGAAGAUGAAGCCGCGGGUGCGGGGCCCGCUGGGGGAGGCGCUGGUGAGGUGGCUGGAGCAGCAGAUGGAGAAGACGAGUCAGAUCAUGAAGCUCGCCAUGACCAUCAACCAGCAGGUCCUCCAAGACAUGCAAGUCCCCGACGCCUUCGUGCAGCGCCUCCCCAAGAACGUGAGGGCGGUGGUGGGCGACAGGGUGUAUGCAGCCCUGCACGCCAACCCCUUCACAGACGACAAGCUGCUGUCCACCGUGGACCUGUCCAAUCAGAAGGCGGCUCUCAAGCUCGCCUGCAAGCUCGAGGCUGCCGAGCAGAUCUGGAUGCGCCAGCUCGCACUUGCAAGGGAGCCCCAGCUGAGCCACACGCUGGGCGGCAGUUAUUUGUCCACUAGCAGCCGGGACGUGGUGCGAUUGGAGGAGAGCCUUCAGCGCGUCUCCUCGUGCCUUGCUGCCAUCCGCCGCAGGUGGCCCGACCUGCCCCAAACCACUCUGGAUCUAGCCAAAAUCGCAUUCAAUGGGGACAUCGGCAAGGCUGUAUUGGAGAGCUACUCACGAGUGCUGGAGGGAGCAGCGUCCAACAUCCGCUCGCGCAUCCGGGACGUGCUGCAUGCCAACUACCUCUUCCUCAACCCGCAGCAGUUCGUCCACCUGCCCUGCGACCCGCACCCUCAAGGCCUGCGCCACCCCACCUUCAGCGUGCUCAUGCCCGAAACCGUGUUCGACGCCGUCUCCAUGUCUAGUGACAACAGUGAGUCCACUAACGGCAGCGUCCGUUCCUUCGACUCUAGUCGCAGCGGCGGGAGCGCGCGGUCAGGGAAAGGCGCGCGGGGCGGAGGGGGCGGGGGAGCGGGAGGAGGAGGGGAUGGAGUUGGCGGGCUGGGUGCAGCAGUGGGAGUGGGCAUGGCGCCAGCAGGGCCGGGGUAUCCGGGGUCCGGGGUGCUGGGGAAGGCGUCGGCCAAGUGGGACAUGCGCCCCCCUCGCAGCCCUGAGCUGCGCAGCCCGCUGAUUUCAGGCGCCAUGGGCCGGCUUUCUGUCGCCUCCUCUAAGGGAGCACUUUCUCGCAGAGCUUCCCUUCUUCUCGCCGCAUCUGCCGGCGCGCUGCUCGCGGAUUGGUCCGUUCUCCCCGCGGCGCAAGCGCUACCGUUCUUGCUCCCGCCUGCCGGUUUCCGUCUGUACGUGGAUCGACUCGACGGCUACUCGUUCUUCUACCCCGACUCGUGGGUAGAGGUGCGGGGAUCGGGGCAGGACUGUUUCUUCCGCAGCUCGUUCAACCUCGACGAGAACGUGAGCGUCGAGGUGUCGUCGCCCUCGUCGUCGCGUUUCGCGUCCGUGCGCGACCUGGGAGAUCCCCAGGCGGCAGGGCAGCGAGUAGAGAAGCAGCUUCUAACGGAGUUCAUGUCCACGCGGCUGGGCGUGCGGCGCGAGGCCUCCCUCAUCUCCUCCACCAAUCGCAUCGUGCCAGCUGGCACCGGGAGGAGAGGCGCCGGGGAGCAGGAGGAGGACGCGGAGUAUUAUGACGUGGAGCUGAAUGUGAAGUCAUUUGCCAACAACAACCAGAUGGCCAUAAUGCCGGACGAGCGAGUGCAGGUGCUCGAGUGGAACCGCCGCUACCUCAUAGUGCUUGCAGUGGCCAACAGACGGCUGUACCAGCUGCGCCUGCAGGUGCCUGAGAGGGUUCUGGAUGCUGAGAGGCCUGUGCUGCGGCAAGUCAUGGACUCUUUCCGCGUGUUCAGCGUUGCCGAGUAG
Molecule: messenger RNA, 4485 nt
Organism: Closterium sp. Yama58-4
Lineage: Eukaryota; Viridiplantae; Streptophyta; Zygnematophyceae; Desmidiales; Closteriaceae
Source: the annotation of a GenBank genome assembly